Zeugodacus cucurbitae (melon fly) is the source of this 1007-nucleotide messenger RNA. RefSeq names its product ADP-ribosylation factor-related protein 1 (gene Arfrp1). Gene Ontology annotation, molecular function: GTP binding; GTPase activity. The coding region runs from base 141 to 743 and encodes 200 amino acids. Gene Ontology annotation, cellular component: Golgi apparatus. NCBI's taxonomy places the organism in Eukaryota, Metazoa, Arthropoda, Insecta, Diptera, Tephritidae. The record is from RefSeq and is a predicted model, not a curated record. Gene Ontology annotation, biological process: protein localization to organelle; Golgi to plasma membrane protein transport; intracellular protein transport. The transcript has 4 exons.
ACAACAGCUGUGUUUGCUGCUGGUUGGCAGUUUAUAAUGUAUUUGUUUUUUUUCUCAAUAACGAAUUCCAGCACUAAAAUUGUACAUUUGUGUAAUUACUUUGUUUUAAGCAGCGCAUUUCAUUAAAAUUAAGUUGGAUAAUGUACACAUUAUUACAUGGCUUCUACAAAUACCUCACACAAAAGGAGGAGUACUGUGUAGUUAUAUUAGGACUUGACAACGCUGGAAAAACGACCUAUUUGGAAGCAGCUAAAACUAAAUUUACCAAAAACUACAAAGGCAUGAAUCCAGCGAAAAUCACCACAACAGUUGGCUUGAAUAUUGGCACUAUUGAUGUGUCGGGUGUGCGACUGAACUUCUGGGAUUUGGGCGGACAGCAAGAGUUACAAUCCCUAUGGGAUAAAUACUACCAGGAAUCACACGGUGUGAUUUAUGUGAUAGACUCAAAUGAUCGUGAGCGUAUGGACGAGUCAAAGGACAUUUUUGAUAAAAUGAUUAAAAACGAAUUGCUCUCCGGAGUGCCACUACUGAUUCUAGCUAAUAAGCAAGAUCUGCCCGAUGUGAUGGGCGUACGUGACAUAAAGCCAGUAUUUCAACAAUCUGGAGCGCUGAUAGGACGACGCGAUUGUCUGACAAUGCCAGUGUCGGCGCUUACGGGCGAAGGUGUCAAUGAGGGCAUUAAAUGGUUGGUUGAAGCUAUUAAAAGACAUUCCAUCGUGCGUCCGCCGCGAGAGAACGAUUGAUCAUGUUAAUGGGCAUAUUUUAUAAUGUACAAUGUAUUCACUUUUAAUUUAUAUUCUUUCAAUCAACACACAAUGCGUGACUGGAGCAAGUUUUGUAUGUAAACAACAUAAAUAUUUCAUAGUAUAUACAUAAUAUAUGAUAUUAAUUACUUAUUGAUUUCGUAUUUAACUAACUUUUAAAAACAACCAUAAGAAAACGGUUUUGACAAAUGAACGUUUCAUUUAAUAAAUUGGAAAUAUUUUAAAAAGUUGUAGUUAAUCAAA